Molecule: messenger RNA, 476 nt
Organism: Staurois parvus
Lineage: Eukaryota; Metazoa; Chordata; Amphibia; Anura; Ranidae
Source: the annotation of a GenBank genome assembly
AUGGGCCCCUGUACCGCCUCCUCACGCUGCUGCAAGGCCCCUAAUCUGCCAUGGGCCCCCAUGUACCGCCUCCUCACGCUGCUGCAAGGCCCCUAAUCUGCCAUGGGCCCCUGUACCGCCUCCUCACGCUGCUGCCAGGUCCACAGUGUGUCAUGGGUCCCUGUACCGCCUCCCAUUGCUGCUGUCUCCAACGCCACACUCUGCCAUGUGCCACUUUCAGGUCUCCUCACACUGCUGCUGGUUUCCAUUUUGUCAUAGGGUGCUGUAUGGCCUCCCAUUGCUGCUGCCUCCACCGCCACACUGUGGCUCCAAACACUGGUUUUGGCCCCGUGACUGGCCAAAUGAGUGAAGUGUGCGGUGAUCCUAAGAUCGACGGCACUCAUCUGCAUGUCAUACUGACUGACAGUAUUAUUUCUCUUCCCCAGCAGACUCCAAGGGCAUUUAAAUUAAAGGUACAGUGUUCUGCACUAAUAUAA